AUGUCGUUGCCCCCAGACGCCGUGAAUAUGCACUAUAAAAAAUUCACAUUGCGACUACCGUCACCUGACGGUGGCACUCAGAUCACUAGCACUCUCAAUAUGAUGGAAGAUAGUGGUGCCUCGAUUGCCACACUUUAUGAAGAUGAUAUCAAGAAUAUGAUGUAUCCCCGGCCUCAUGAUAUCCCCGUGGAGAUGGUAAUUGGAAGAAGUAUCGUGACAACCUCAAAUGGACAAAUAAACCAACCAUUGAUCAAGGUUGAAAUCUGCUUGCCUCAUGAGGGCGAAGUUUUAAUACCUUGGACCCCCAUACAGGCCUUGUUGGUGGAAGGCAGACUCACUUCAAGAAGUGCCGACCGGCUCUUGGGCCCGGUUUUGCGGCGUAUGGCAUACACUGCUACCGCCCCAGAUAAUAGAGAUCGAAUUUACAUUGCCAACAGUCGGAAUGAUUUGUUAGAUUUGCUUCCAGAAGCAGAUAUCUCCAAGGCAUUUGUGCCAGAAAUACCCAUAGAUUACCCUCAGGAGCCAGGUCAUCCAGUUUUUUACUGA
This is a messenger RNA of Penicillium cosmopolitanum, 546 nucleotides long. RefSeq lists its product as uncharacterized. The record is from RefSeq and is a predicted model, not a curated record. NCBI's taxonomy places the organism in Eukaryota, Fungi, Ascomycota, Eurotiomycetes, Eurotiales, Aspergillaceae. The transcript has 2 exons. The coding region runs from base 1 to 546 and encodes 181 amino acids.